Molecule: messenger RNA, 1109 nt
Organism: Felis catus (domestic cat)
Lineage: Eukaryota; Metazoa; Chordata; Mammalia; Carnivora; Felidae
Gene: FAM174C
Product: family with sequence similarity 174 member C
Exons: 4
Coding region: 157-801 (214 amino acids)
Cellular component (GO): extracellular region
Source: RefSeq, a predicted model, not a curated record
GGCCACGCCCACGACCGCCGGGGUUAGGCGAGGUGGGGGCGGGGCGCUCGCGAGAGCUAAGCCCCACCCCCGCGAGCCAUUGGCUGGGGCCGCCCCCACGCCGGUGAGUGACAAUCGCUCGCGCGGGCGGGGCGCAGCCACCGCUUCCGCCGGGCCAUGGGGCCGCGCGUGCUGCUGCCUCCGCCGCCGCCGCCGCCCCUGCUGCUGCUGCUGCUGCGGGCGCUGCUGCUAUCGGCGCUGCUGUGCGGGGCCGAGGGGGCCGCGCCCCCGUCGCCGCGCCCGGUGCAGGCCACGCUGUCGCCACCGCCCGCCGUGACGAACGGGAGCCAGCCGGGCCCGCCGCACAACAGCACGCACCCGCGACCGCCGGACUCGCCGGGCUCGCCGCUGCUGCGCUCCUUCUACGUGCUCACGGGCCUCAGCGGCCUGGCCGCGCUCUACUUCCUCAUCCGGGCGUUCAGGUUGAAGAAGCCACAGCGGAAGAGGUACGGCCUUCUGGCCAACACCGAGGACCCCACGGAGAUGGCUUCGCUGGACAGCGACGAGGAGAUCGUCUUUGAGACGAGGCAUCCGAGAUGGUGGGAAGAGGCUGCAGCGCUUGAAUCGGUGGGCGCUGGCUCUUGGCCUUGGGCUGACCACGAAGGCCGCGAUCUGUGUCGGGUGGAGAAUGAACUCCAGGGUGCUGCCGACGGGAUGCUCAGGUCAGGGAGGCAGCGUUGCCAGAAGCUCCGGGGAGAGGACAAGAGACGGAACCGGCUCCCUAGCGUCUGGCGUGCCCCACUGACCGCCUGCCGGCUGUGACGCAGACUCCGCGAGCUCGCGUGGGUCCUGCCUAGCUCGCCUACUCUGCCCGAGGCCGCCUUGGCCCUUCGCCCAGACAGGACUGUCGAGGAUGCUGGGUGGGAACCGGAGAGGCCCUGGAGGCCUUACACAGGACCUUGAGACUGGUGGGGCCGUGACUUGUGCCGUUCGCCCUCCUCUGUGGGGUGAGGCAGCCCCCAGCUACAGCCUGCCGGGGGUGGGGAGAGGGGGGCCGGGCGGCCUGAGCGGCCUGUCUGGAAGCAUCUUCCCACCGGGCUGGAGACAAUAAAGGCGGCGGUGGUUCUGUG